Molecule: messenger RNA, 3385 nt
Organism: Sphaerodactylus townsendi
Lineage: Eukaryota; Metazoa; Chordata; Lepidosauria; Squamata; Sphaerodactylidae
Product: cytosolic phospholipase A2 epsilon-like
Exons: 14
Coding region: 86-1987 (633 amino acids)
Biological process (GO): glycerophospholipid catabolic process
Cellular component (GO): cytosol
Molecular function (GO): calcium ion binding; calcium-dependent phospholipid binding
Source: RefSeq, a predicted model, not a curated record
GUUUUCACAGUCUCGCCAGGUUUGCUGUUUGAAAUAUGAGGUGCAGAAGAAAAAGGCACAAAAAUCAAAGCAAACAUUAUCCUUUAUGGUAAAAGGAUCCUAUGAAAAACAUCACGAGUGUGGCCUUGGGUCUGAUUUUGGCCUCAGUCCUGCAUGUCAGUCUUCAUUCCAUUAUGUGAAAUAUAAGCAGCCAACACUGGAUGUUAAACUACCAAAGGAGGAUCUGGACUACACCUUUGGCCCAUGUACCUAUAAUAGAGAAGACGGAUCCCUGCAAACACAGAUCAAUUUGCUUCCUACAGAGAAGAAGAUAAUGCUAGCAGAGAAUAAUGAAUUUUCCGUACAUGUGAAGACAGAGGACUGUCAGAAUGUCCUAGAUGUGCGUUUGGGGUAUGACUUAUGCCCACAGGAGCAAGAUUUCCUUGGCAAAAGAAAGAAGAUUGUGGCUACAGCACUGAAAAAAGUUCUUGGGCUAGAAAGGGACCUGCAGGACCAUGAGAUUCCAGUUGUGGCAAUCAUGACAGUAGGAGGAAGUACAAGAUCAUUGACGUCGUUGUAUGGAAGCCUACAAGGCCUUAAGAAGUUAAAUAUCAUAGAUUGUACUACAUAUUUGAGUGGUUUUUCUGGGACAACAUGGACUAUGGUGAAUUUGUACAAAGAUGCUUAUUGGUCACAGAAGGAUCUGGAUGAACAAAUCAACAAAACUAAAAAACAAGUGACCAAAUGCAAGGCAGAUGGCUGGUCCAUAGAACGUCUGAAAUAUUACAGCAGGCAGCUACAUCAACGGAAACAAGAAGGACAAAACACAUCCUUUAUAGAUCUAUGGGGGCUCCUUAUUGAAUAUCUAUUAAAUGAUGGGAAAGACAACCAUAAGCUCUCUGAUCAACAGCAAGCAGUGGAUGCCGGUCAGAAUCCUUUACCCAUCUACACUGCAAUCAAUGUGAAAGAGAAGUACAGUACAAUGGAUUUCAAAGAAUGGGUUGAGUUCACACCCUAUGAAGUUGGUUUACUGAAAUACGGAGCUUUUGUUCGGACUGAAAAUUUUGGAAGUGAGUUCUUUAUGGGUCGCCUGAUGAAGAAACUUCCAGAAUCACGGAUAUGUUACCUGCAAGGCAUGUGGAGUAGUAUAUUUUCCUUGAAUCUCAUGUAUGUGUGGAAUCUAUCCUAUAGUUCAGAGGAUUUUUGGCAUAAGUGGACUCAAGAUCAAAAAGUUGACAUUGAUGAAGAGGAUCAUCUACCUACAAGGGCACAUGAGCUAAAAACCUAUCUACAUACCCCUGCUGGACCCCUCUCCAAUGCUUUUAGAGAUGUGCUCACUGAUCGCCUUUCAGUCGCCCAGUACCACAAUUUUCUCAGAGGCCUACAACUGGAUAACAGCUAUCUCAAGCACAGCAGUUUUCAAAGAUGGAAAGAUACUGUUCUAGAUUCUUCACCUAACCAGCUGACCCAAACUGAAGAAUACUUAUCUCUAGAAGAUACUGGAUUCUUUAUCAGUACUAGUUCAGCACCUCUGCUGAGACCAGAAAGAAAGGUGGAUGUUAUUCUGCAUCUAAAUUACAGUGCGGGAUUACAAACAAGGAACCUGGAGCAGUCAUGCAAAUACUACGCAAAGCAAGGAAUCCCAUUUCCCAAGGUUGCACUAAGUGAAGAGGACAAGAAAAAUCUUAAGGAAUGUUAUUUAUUUGAAGAUGCAGAGAAUACAGAAGCACCCAUAGUAUUAUUUUUUCCACAAAUUAAUGACACGUUUCACUAUUAUAGUUCACCUGGUGUAAAACGCUCUGAAACAGAAAUGGAAGAUGGCAGAGUUGAUCUCUCUAGUAAGUCUUCUCCGUAUUCAACAUAUUCAAUGACAUUUGAACCUGAAGAGUUUGAUCAGCUGGUGAAAUUGAGCGAAUACAAUAUUUUGAAUAACCAACACCUAAUCUUGCAAGGAUUGAGCUCAGCAGUAGAACGGAAAAAGAAUGCAAAAAAUAAUACCGUUUUCUGAGCAUUGUGAUGCAUAAAAUGAGAGUGUGGGAUUUGGGUCAAAUUUCUCUGAUGACUGUUCAUAAGUCUAUUUGAAUUCUUCUUCAGUCUAAACAAUGAGCUGUAACUGAUUAAGCCAAGUCCUUAAUAGCACACUGUGAGAUCAGUUUCUUCUGAAAUUUUAAUAUUUCUAUGAACAAAUGGUUUCAUAUGUCAGACACUUGAAAUCUUGACAUCAGCUAUUCUGAUUUCCCCAUUUUGUUUAUUGCUAUUUCUAGUACUAGCAGGAUUAGUUCAUGGAAAGCAGUGGUCCUCAUAUGAAUCCAGUGAUGUAGGCAGGGCAGUCUGGGAUGUUAAAACAACUCAGGAGCAAGUUUGAUCAAGCCGUCCCUGCAGUGUGGCAAGAGCCAUUCGACUGGUGAUGUACAAGAGAAGAGGUGAACUGUUGUCAUCACUGGUCUGUGUUGAGCGGCCCGUGAACUAUGGCUAACACUGCUGAGACGUGGCUUGGUUUUCUUCCGGCCACAUACUGACUCACAGAGCAGCAGCCCAUCAAAAACUUUCCCAAUGUCUCUGCCUCUAAAUACCCCUGGAGCAAUAGGUAUCUACUGUUGGUUUGCAUCUGUUAUUAUAGGGAAGGAAACCAUGCAGUCUGUCAUGUGCUCUCUAAGAAUUAAUGCUGUGAUUGAAUCAAAUAGUUUUGAAAAUAUCAAAAAGUGACCAAGAGUACAAGGUCACAAAUACAAUAUACCAAGCAUCAGAAAAUUUAGCAAACAUAAAUAGGGAUAAACAGGCACAAUUCCACUCCAAAUGUUGUCUCUGAAGUGAUUAGCCAGAUAACUUGCUGUGCCACCAUGGACACUUGCCAUGGCAGGAAAAUGACAUAAGUAAAGAGGGCAGCACAGGUUGUCAUUCAUUUACCUUGCUAUCUUCUGGAAGUGGCUUUAUUUCUCCCUCAAUAAUAUCACUGGUUUGGUUACUUAGCUGCUUCACCACCACCAGUCCUCUAAGAGGUAUAGGUCACUCUCCACUGCAAAAAAAACUGGACAGUCAAACAACACAGGAAAUUGAACUAUCCCUCUGAAGAAAGUUUUGCAGUGUAUGUCUAGUACUAUAGUUACUUUAUAACAGGCUAAUGAAGGGGAGCUCAUGGGCUAUAUUCACCCCAUAAUAGGUGGUGUUGAAGGGAAGCAAAUACAAACAUGCAGGAAAGCCUAGGUAGUUAAUUCUGGUAAAAGUCGAAAACUCACACUGCUGAAAUUGUUCAGAUUGUGACUUCUGAAGUGGUAGAACUGCAUGUCCAAAGCCACUCUGAGUAGAUUUUUAAUACUAAAUUGCUGACAGCAGCCUGUGCAUUGAAAUAAUUCCUUGACUGUUGCUGUAUAGGUUUGCUGAUUAAUAAUAUAUUAUUUUUAUCAGA